Messenger RNA from Dermacentor albipictus, 1142 nucleotides. Its product is annotated as post-GPI attachment to proteins factor 2-like. NCBI's taxonomy places the organism in Eukaryota, Metazoa, Arthropoda, Arachnida, Ixodida, Ixodidae. Gene Ontology annotation, biological process: GPI anchor biosynthetic process. Gene Ontology annotation, cellular component: endoplasmic reticulum membrane; Golgi membrane. The record is from RefSeq and is a predicted model, not a curated record.
CGGAGGUGUAAUGGCCGACCGCUUCUGAUGGUAGAGCCGCUUUUGUCCGCAGGCGUCGGUUAGGUUUCCCGUUGAAUUAAUGCGUUGCUCGGGGAAGCUGAGACCUUUAGAAGACCUGCAUGGACAGCGAUUAAUCGCAUGAUGGCCCGCGGUGCCAAGUUCAGGCUCUAAGUCCCAUGGCAGCAGGCCCUGGGCCUUGCCGGCGAGGAGCAGCUUCCUAGUCAUCCCGAGAAGUGGACAGUCCGAGUGUCCCGGUGCGCGAUGGAUGCGUCAGUACCAAUAGAGCACGUGCUGUUGAGAAUCAAGGUUCUCAACCUGGCCUACCUGACUGUCGCGCUGCCUCUAUUCACUCUGAUUUUCUGCUUCGCCACGUCAAUGUUGUUCCAGUAUACCGCUGUGAAUACGACAGUCUGCAAGGUGUACAACUUCUGCCCGUCCGUGAGCGCCAUCACGGGCAUCUCGCCGCAGCGCUACGUGUGGCGCAUGGGCGUCGCGCUGCACACGGGCCCGCGGCUGCUGCUGGCGUCGCUCUACCCUCGCUACUUCGCGCGCCGCGCCGCCCUGGUGCCGGCCCCCAAGAGGGCGCUCUUCUCGCGCCUGACGCGCGCCAACUACGCGCUGCACCUGGCCGAGGCCCUGUCCCUGGUCGGCGUCACGUACGUCUCGAACCGCGAGAACUACCCGGUGCACGAGAAAAUCUUCAUCGUCUUCAUGGUCUCGUCGCUGCUCUACAUGGUCGGCACGUGCCUGGCGGUGCACAUGUGCGCCCACAAGGACGACACCCAGAUGGAACGUAAGUCGCGUCGCCUCAAAUUCUCACUGCUGGUGCUGACCCUGGCGGCCAGUGCAGGCAUGCUCUUCUUCUUCUACAAGCACCGAAUCCACUGCGUCGAACUUGCGUUCAGCUGGUUCUCCAUCUGCGAGUACGUGAUCUGCCUGUGUAACAUGGCGUUCCACCUGACCCUCGUGUACGACAUCCCCAACGAGGAGCUGCUCGUCGGCCUGCCCGUGACGAAGGCCGUCUGCUCUUCUUCCUCCGCCUCUUCCCGGAAGGACCAAUGAGACACGACAAGCCGCUAGUGCCAAUGGAUGCGCGCUCUCUUCCACGCACACACCACACACACACAUCUCUCUCUCUCUCA